CGCCGUCGUUAAGUUCUCUAGCUACUUAGUGAGUGACCUCCGCGAAAAACGAAAGAUAGGAUCCUCCACCCAGCCAUACACAUACCAUACAACAUGUCGCACUCAAUGUCUCUCCGGACCUUACAGACUCAUAUUAUCCGCCCUCGACUUUCCAACAGCCGGGGAUGCCGAAAUGUAUCACGGCGUACAUUGAUCCCCGCUCCGAGCGCGAAUUCAGGACCUCUGAUGGACCGCCGUCCUGAUCGAGCAUUGCCCGAAGUGAAUUCCGGUCGCGGCUGGAAGCGGACGCUGCCUAUCUUCGCGGUCGUCGUCGGCGCAGCCAUGCUCGGUAUUUUCAACUAUCAGAAAUCAUCCUCGAGUGUCGUCAGCAGUACCCUCUAUGCUCUGCGAACGUCGCCGCAAGCGCGCGAGAUUCUAGGCGAUGAGAUAUACUUUGCGAGCAAGAUUCCCUGGAUUAGUGGCACGAUGGACCAAUUGCAUGGUCGUAUUGAUAUCACAUACUGGGUGAAGGGGACUAAGGGCGAGGGGAAGAUGCGGUUUAGAAGCAUUAGACCGGACCGGAUGAGCUAUUUCCGUACUCAGGAAUGGAGCUUGGAAACAAAAGACGGAACCGUCGUGCAGCUUCUCAACGAGAACGAGGAAGAUCCCUUCAAGGCUUAAACUACGUUCUAUCACCGAAUUGAUCGACUACGGAAGUCCGAGACGGGAAGUGUACAGCUAUACCACGUCCCUGAUGCAUCGUGCCUGGAGUUUUGUAUGAUACUACUUUUUUUUCAAUUCUUAUUAAAAGGAAAGCUGGCGUUUUGAAGGGCUGCCGCAUCAUGGGAUGAGAUUUUUGUAUAUGCGCGUGUUGAAGAGAGUAAUGGGAAUCAUUUGUAUCCUAUAUGCGAGCGCCAUCACCGGAUAUGAGAUGU
Messenger RNA from Paecilomyces variotii, 914 nucleotides. Its product is annotated as cytochrome oxidase complex assembly protein 1-domain-containing protein. The transcript has 2 exons. Gene Ontology annotation, cellular component: mitochondrial inner membrane. NCBI's taxonomy places the organism in Eukaryota, Fungi, Ascomycota, Eurotiomycetes, Eurotiales, Thermoascaceae. Gene Ontology annotation, biological process: mitochondrial respiratory chain complex IV assembly. The coding region runs from base 94 to 660 and encodes 188 amino acids. The record is from RefSeq and is a predicted model, not a curated record.